Molecule: messenger RNA, 2241 nt
Organism: Hyaloperonospora brassicae
Lineage: Eukaryota; Oomycota; Peronosporomycetes; Peronosporales; Peronosporaceae
Source: the annotation of a GenBank genome assembly
AUGCGCGUCUCGCCGACAGCAACGGCCGUGAACGAGUCCACACCGCUGAUCAGCAGCAGCGGCGCCAACGCACCUGCGAGUGCGCCGCUCGUGUCGCCCAGUUACGCGGCGACGUCCCCGUCGUCGUCGGCCUUUUCGCCCUUUGCGGUCGUCGACGAGCCCGAGCAGCCCGAGCCACUAGUGGCCCACCAAGAAGAAGACGACGACGAAGAGGAGGACGAGGGGGACGAUGGGCACGACAGCUGUCUGGGCAACGAGCACGACGUGGAGGCCGGUGGUCGUGAGAGUCGGUACGCGUACGUGGCGUCGCCUGCCAAAGUCCUGGGCUCUGCGUGUGUGAAGGGCGACUUUUUCCAAGCGCAGAGUGCUGUGGAGAUGGCAGUAAGCCGCGCGCGUCAAGCGACUGCGCUUCAGGAUCAGCAGCAGGAGGAGAAUCGAGCCGAGCGCGUUGUAGCGCAACACACCACGCGACGUGUGGCAACGAGCGUCUAUCGUCUCUUGACAGUGCACGAAGCGAGGCACCAGAUGAACGCGCUGCACCUGGCAGUGCUGUAUGAACACGCAGCUGUAGUGGCAUAUUUGGUCUCAGUGGCCAAGAAGUACUUGCUGAACGAUGCAGAAGCGCGGCUGGACACGAACCGUACGAGGCAUAGCAAGCGGCAUCUUCACCUACAGCUGAGUGGACAUGGCGCGCCCGAGUGUGCGUCGGACGAAGACGCGCAGGAGCUGGUGGCACUGAUGGAACACGACUCGAACAGCAAUGCUAGCACGGAGCCGCAGGAAGAGGAAGAACACGAGACGAGCACUUGCGGCACGCUGCAGGAGUUUUUGGAUAGUCGGUGUGGCGAGUCGAAGCAUUGCGCAACGGCAUUGAUGCUGUGUACAUCCGUGGCAUGCGCAACCACGUUGCUGGACUCUGGAGCGUCGGUCGGUGCGGUAAACUCGUCAGGGAUGACGGCAAUGCAUUACGCGGCAAGUACGGGCAACGCAGCGUUGGUGAGUUUGCUCGUGUCUCGUGGGGCGGAUGUUAAUCAGACGGACAGUCGGGGAGCCACUGCUUUGCAUUGGGCGGUGUUUGAGGGGUUCCAGUACACAGCGAUGUUGCUCGUGGGAUACAAGGCAAACCAGAAAAUCUGCGAUGCCGAGCAACAAACGCCGCUCAUGAUUGCCUGUGCCUUGGGAGACGCGUUUCUUGCCAAGCAACUCGUCGUCGAAGGAGCGCCAAUUAAAGCUAAGGACAAGCACGGCAGAACAGCGAUGGACAUCGCGCGGCAAGGCGCACACUAUGACACGGCCAGCGCGCUGAAGGCCGGUGCGUCGGAUCGAUUGGUGGCCUGGGUUUCGCACAAAGGUGCAUCGGCGUUUUUCUUUUUUGGAAUGGUUUGCACGACAGCGACGCUGUCGCUGGUUUUUGCAGUGCCGUGCUUGCCGCCACAGAAUCCGACACACACGAUGCGGUACCAGGCAGCGAUGCUGGCACUUGUGAUGCUCACGUGCAUCACGUACACGUAUGUUUGCAUCAAGGACCCGGGGUACGUGCCACGCUCCACCCGUCCCGCUUACGAGCUGUUGGCUAUGGAAGAUAAUGCUGUACCGUGUCCGACGUGCGUCACACACAAGCCCAAGCGCUCGAAACAUUGUUCAGCUUGCAGACGCUGCGUGUACCGCUUUGAUCAUCAUUGUCCAUGGAUCAACAACUGUGUGGGAAUCGGCAACCACCGUAGCUUCCUGGUUUUUCUCACGACGCUGUCAAGCUAUUGCCUUAUCAUCGGCACAAUAUCCAUGAUCAUUCUGUUGGGGAAUGUUCCGUUGCAUCCACCCGCGUCGAGCAUUGCUGGCACCGACGUUUCGCUUCCGUGGCGAUGGUUACAGCCGCCUGAUUGGGCGCUAGCUGGACACCUGCAUGCAUCGGCAGGGUCACCGACUCUGGUCCUGCGAACCAUCCAUGUCAUCCUCCAAAUUUGCUCGAUCGUCUUUGGUCUUCCGACAGCCACGUUGUUGGUUAUUCAGCUGCGCAAUGUCAGCCGCAAUUUGACGACAAACGAGCAUUUCAACAAGGACAAGUACUCGUAUCUGAAGACCCCUACGGAUGAGUUUUACAAUCCGUUCGAUCACGGCUGCACGCGCAACUUUGCCGAGGUGUGUCGCGGCGAGGUCCCAACAAACAAGGAGGAGGACGAAGGUGGGAUCGACGUUACGAGUCCCGUUAUGCGAGACCACGCUGUACUCAGCGAACGCUAG